Messenger RNA from Nothoprocta perdicaria, 2296 nucleotides. RefSeq names its product prolyl 3-hydroxylase 1 (gene P3H1). The coding region runs from base 1 to 2142 and encodes 713 amino acids. The record is from RefSeq and is a predicted model, not a curated record. Gene Ontology annotation, cellular component: endoplasmic reticulum. Gene Ontology annotation, biological process: collagen metabolic process. Gene Ontology annotation, molecular function: iron ion binding; protein binding; procollagen-proline 3-dioxygenase activity. Lineage: Eukaryota; Metazoa; Chordata; Aves; Tinamiformes; Tinamidae. The transcript has 15 exons.
AUGGCGCUGCCCGCGCUGCUCCCGCUCCCGCUGCUGCUGCUGGCGGCGGCCGCGGAGCCGCCGGAGCCGCCGCCGGUGCCCGCCGAGCCGCCGGACGCGCUCUUCGCCGCCGGCUCCGAGUCGUACGCGCGGGGCGACUGGGCCUCCGUGAUCCUGCACAUGGAGCGGGCGCUGCGGGCCCGCGCCGCGCUGCGCGCCCGGCUCGCGCGCUGCCGCCUGCGCUGCGCCAACGACACCGGCUGGGCCGAGGAGGCGGCGGCGGGCGGCGACGGCGACGCGGCGCUGCGCGACCUGCGCUUCUUCGGCGGGCUGCUGCGGCGCGCCGCCUGCCUGCGCCGCUGCGGGCCCCCCGCGCCCUCCCGCUACCGCCUGGGCGACGAGCUCGAGCUCGAGUUCCGCAAGCGCAGCCCCUACAACUACCUGCAGGUCGCCUACUUCAAGAUCAACAAGGUGGCCAAGGCGGUGGCGGCCGCAAACACCUUCUUCGUGGCCAACCCGGAGCACGCGGAGAUGCGGCAGAACCUGGAGUACUACCAGAUGAUGGCGGGCGUCAAGGAGGACGACUUCACUGACCUGGAGGCCCGGCCUCACCUGACCGAGUUUCGCCUGGGAGUCCGGUUUUACACGGAAGAGCAGCCCGCUGCCGCCAUCCUGCACCUGGAGAAGGCGCUGGAGGAGUAUUUCGUGGCGGACACCGAGUGCCGUGCGCUCUGCGAGGGACCUUACGACUACGAGGGCUACAACUACCUGGAAUACAACGCAGACCUCUUCCAGGCCAUGACAGAUCACUACAUGCAGGUGCUGAGCUGCAAGCAGGGCUGCGUCACAGAGCUGGCCUCGCAGCCUGGCCGCGAGAAGCCCCUGGAGGACUUCCUACCCUCACACUUCAACUACCUACAGUUCGCCUACUACAACAAUGGGAAUUACGAGAAAGCCGUCGAAUGCGCCAAAACCUUCUUGCUCUUCUUCCCCAACGACGAGGUGAUGAAGCAGAACUUGGCCUACUACACCGCUGUCCUGGGGGAGACACUGGCUGGGCCCAUCGAGCCCCGAGAGGAAAUCCAGGCAUACCGCCAGCGAAGCCUCAUGGAGAAGCAGCUGCUCUUCUUCAGCUACGACGUUUUCGGUAUCCCCUUCGUGGACCCGGACACAUGGACACCAGAGGACGUGAUACCAAAGAGGCUGCGUGAGAAACAAAAGGCAGAGCGGGAGACGGCGGCGCGCAUCUCCGAGGAGAUCGGCCACCUCAUGAAGGAGAUCGAGACGUUAGUGGAGGAGAAGGCCAAGGAGGCGGCCGACGUGAGCAAGUUCAUCCGAGAAGGUGGCCCUUUGGUCUACGAAGGUGCCAGCGUCACCAUGAGCUCGCGGGCCCUCAAUGGCUCCCAGCGCGUCGUGGUGGAUGGGGUCCUCUCCGACGAGGAGUGCCGCGAGCUGCAGCGGCUCUCCAAUGCCGCCGCCUCAGCUGGGGACGGCUACCGGGGCAAGACGUCACCUCACACCCCUAGUGAGACCUUCCAUGGCGUUACCGUCCUCAAGGCCCUCAAGCUGGGCCAGGAGGGCAAGGUGGCCCUGCGGAGCGCCCACCUCUACUACAACGUGACGGAGAAGGUGCGCCGCAUGAUGGAAUCCUACUUCCGCCUGGAGGUGCCGCUCCACUUCUCCUACUCCCACCUGGUGUGCCGCACAGCCAUCGAUGAGAAGCAGGAAGGUCGGACUGACAACAGCCACGAGGUGCACGUGGACAACUGCAUCCUCAACGCCGAGGCCCUGCUCUGUGUGAAGGAGCCGCCCGCCUACACCUUCCGGGACUACAGUGCCAUCCUCUACCUCAAUGGAGACUUUGAAGGAGGAGCCUUCUACUUCACCGAGCUGGAUGCCAAAACUGAGACUGCGUCGGUGCAGCCCCAGUGCGGCCGCGCCGUGGGCUUCUCCUCGGGCUCGGAGAACCCGCACGGCGUGAAGGCGGUGACCAAGGGCCAGCGCUGCGCCAUCGCCCUCUGGUUCACGCUGGACCCGCGCCACAGCGAGCGGGAGCGCGUGCAGGCCGACGACCUCGUGAGGAUGCUCUUCGGCACCCAGGAGAUGGAGUUGCCUCCGGAGACCGUGGCUGCUGCCGGGGCCGAGGCCAAGGAUGAGCUGUGAUGCCCCCAUCCAGCUCCGGUGUUCCUGGACUCCGCACCAGCUCAGUGCCCAGCGGUGCCGUCAACUCCAGCAUCCCUGGAGCAUCCGGCAUCCCUUUCCCCGCUGGUCUCAGCGGAUCGAAUGGACAUACUGUGGCUGCGGACACAGGGAAAAG